Lonchura striata (white-rumped munia) is the source of this 13879-nucleotide messenger RNA. NCBI's taxonomy places the organism in Eukaryota, Metazoa, Chordata, Aves, Passeriformes, Estrildidae. The record is from RefSeq and is a predicted model, not a curated record.
UUUUGUUUUUUUUUUUUGCAGUUGAUGCAUCCAUAGAAAAAGAAACAUCCUUGUGUUUUCUGAGAACCUAUGUCUGUAGUGUCUGUAAUGGCAUUAAAAACAGAGUAGCUGUAUAGUGAUGGUGUGUAACUGACUUGGUGGUUUUUGUUGUGAAGUCUUUGGAAUAAUACUAAUACAAAUAUUUUUUUUUCCUUUGUGGUGCUUUAUGAAGUGGCUUAAAAACAUUUCAGAGGCUUAUGGUUCCAUUAGUUAUGGAAAUUUAUGGAAGCCUUCAUAUUCUGUUGCUUUAUGUUGCAUUGCUGGUGUGACUCGUGUGGUCACUUUGCACUGAGAUAAAGAAAGAGGAUAAUGAGAUGCUGCUAAAGCAGAGUGGAUACUUGUGGGCUCUGGUUUAAACUCAGUGGUGUAACAGUACAACUUUCCAACUACAGAGGAAUAUGUCUUCUAUCACAGCAUUCUAUCACAACAUUAAAAACACAGUUUUUAAUGUUCUUGGCUAUGGACUCCUUUGCCACUGAAACAGGGCAGAAAAAAAGUGGUUUAAUAAUGAUGGGAGAGGGAGUCUGUGGGGGUCUGUAUGCCUUCUGGAAUUGGGCAUGUUAUUACUAAUCAAAAAUACAUUUUUUUCAAUAGUGACAUAAAAAAAAAUGUGCACAGAGUUUCUACUCCUAACAUAUUUACAUGAAGGGUAUAUCCAGCCUAUGUGUGUAUUUGGAUUUACAAAAAAAAGUCCUCUAAGCAGUUCAAGAAAAUGAUGCUAUUACUGGCUUGCUGAGAGAGGAUUAAUUAGGAAAUGUCUUCCCUUAUCUGGAUUUCUAGAAGUUACAGUGGUUCACUUCCUUUUAGCAGAACAUUAUACAGAAUGACACUAGGCACUAUAUUAAAUAAUUAUGUUAUUACAUAUUUCUUCUCUGAGACUUGAUACUUUGGUUAAAUUUGAAGUUAUUUGCUAGAGGACUGUUCAGCUGUCAGAUGAAGGAAUCAGCUUGAAAUAACCUUAAUAUAGGGUAUGGUAUGUUUGAAUAAUGAAAAGCCAGGGAAAAUCUUGAAAUCUGGGGGACUCCAGGAAAAUCUUUUUUUGCAUAAAUACUAGCUUUACUCUGCAUACGUUUUAUUCCCAACCCCCCCUCUUUUCUCCAGUACUGAUACUCGAAAAGGUGGAAAAUGGAGAUCUGAGCAACAAGAUGUUGAAGAUCACGGAUUUCGGCUUGGCCAGGGAGUGGCAUAAAACUACCAAAAUGAGCGCAGCUGGGACAUAUGCCUGGAUGGCUCCUGAGGUCAUCCGCUCUUCCAUGUUCUCCAAAGGCAGCGAUGUUUGGAGUUAUGGUGUGCUGCUUUGGGAACUGCUGACAGGAGAAGUACCAUUCCGAGGAAUUGAUGGUCUUGCAGUAGCAUAUGGUGUUGCUAUGAAUAAGCUUGCCCUUCCAAUCCCUUCCACGUGUCCUGAGCCUUUUGCCAAACUCAUGGAAGAUUGCUGGAACCCUGACCCACACUCACGACCUUCCUUUGCCACUAUCCUAGACCAUCUUACUGCCAUAGAAGAGUCUGGUUUUUUUGAAAUGCCCAAAGAUUCCUUCCACUCCCUGCAGGAAGACUGGAAACAAGAGAUCCAAGAGAUGUUUGAUCAGCUUAGAGCCAAAGAAAAGGAGCUGCGCACAUGGGAAGAAGAGCUGUCUCGUGCUGCUGUUGAACAGAAGAACCAUGAGGAGCUGCUACGAAGGCGGGAACAGGAACUGGCAGAACGCGAGAUUGACAUUCUGGAAAGGGAGCUCAACAUCAUCAUCCACCAGCUGUGUCAGGAGAAGCCUCGGGUCAAGAAACGCAUGGGGAAGUUCAAGAGGAGCCGGCUCAAGUUAAAGGAUGGCAAUCAUAUCAGUUUGCCUUCAGAUUUCCAGCAUAAAUUCACUGUGCAGGCUUCUCCAACAAUGGACAAAAGGAAAAGCUUGAUCAGUAGCUGCUCCAGCCCUCCUGCAAGUCCUACCAUUAUUCCCAGACUCAGGGCCAUACAGUUGACACCUGCUGAAAGCAGUAAAACGUGGGGACGAAGCUCAGUCCUUCCAAAGGAGGAAGGAGAGGAAGAAGAGAAGAGAGGCCAGAAGAAAAAGGGACGCACUUGGGGACCAAGCUCACUUUGUCACAAGGAGCUAGGUGCAGGAGAAGAGGGUCUGAAAGCUCUGGUAGAAGGAUGCAAGCAGUGGUCAUCCAGUGCACCAAAUCUUGGGAAGAUCCAGAGAACUGCACCUGCUUUUCCAGGAUUCACCAGCUUAGCAGAGAUGGAUGAUGAGGACAGCGAAUGUUUUAAUGGAGAGGGCAAAGUGCACCCUUCACCUGUGCACAAUCAGUCAUACCUCUGCAUCCCAUUUCAGAAGAAUGAAGAAUGGGAUGGCCCUUCUAGUGAUGCCAAUGAGGAGUCCACCCCUGUAAACUCUGCUACCAGUACCCCACAGCUGACACCCACUAACAGCCUCAAACGUAGCAGCUCCCACCACAAACGAUGUGAGGUUGCAUUGCUUGGCUGUGGAGCAGUGCUGGCUGCUGCAGGCUUGGGUUUUGAUCUGUUAGAAGCAGGGAAGUGUCAGCUGCUGAUUGAGGAAGAGCCAGAGAUGCCCAAGGAAGAGAAGAAGAAGCGUGACAGCAUUUUUCAGCGAGCUGGCCGCCCACGCAGGAGCACUAGUCCACCUUCCCGGAAGAUCUUCAAGAAGGAUGAUCCCCUGUUGUUGCUAGGCGAGCCAUCCACAUCCCUCACCCUUCUUUCCCUGUCUUCUAUUUCCGAAUGUAAUUCCACCCGGUCCCUGCUGCGCUCGGACAGUGAUGAGAUUGUGGUUUAUGAGAUGCCUGUCAGCCCAGUGACAGUCAAGGCUCCCUUGCCAGCCAUUACAAACCCCCUGGUCAAUGUCCAGAUUGAGAGGUUCAAACAAGACCCCAACCAGUCCCUGACCCCCACACAUGUGACUGUCUCUUCCCACACCCAGCAAAGCGGACACAGGCGCACACCUUCUGAUGGAGCCAUCAAAGGGAGUGGACUGGUUGUCAAUGGGUGCCCAACCAGUGGAUGCCCUUCCAGUACCUGUUUAACUGGAGCACUGGGAGCAGGUGUGUUAAAAACACCUAGUCCAAGCAGAGAUCCCAGUGAGGUCCCUCGCCUGCCAGACCCCAAUCUUGUUUUUCCUCCAACCCCGAGACGAUGGAAUGCACAGCAGGAUCCCACACUGGAAAGACCCAAGACACUGGAGUUCCUACCCCGGCCACGUCCUGCAGCCAGUCGGCAGCGCCUUGAUCCCUGGUGGUUUGUGUCACCCAGCAAUGCCAAGGGUGAAUCUUCUGCCAACAGUUCAAGUACUGAUACUCCAAGCAAUCUGGACUCUUGUUUUGCUAGUAGCAGCAGCACUGUAGAAGAGAGACCUGGACUGCCUGCACUGCUUCCUUUCCAGGUGGGUCCUCCUGCAGAAGAGCGGACACUGUUGGACAUGGAUGCUGAGGGGCAGAGCCAGGACAGCACCAUUCCGCUAUGCAGAAGUGAACUUAACACACACAAAGCUGCAGCAUAUGAACUCAAGCAAGAAUACUGGUCUUAAUAUGAAACCACUGGGGGCAGUGAGCCCCUCUAAAUUCAAUCCUUUUUGCACUGAGAAUGCACUUUGAAAACAGAUGAAAUGGAGGGAUGCUACAGAGAUCAUAUGGUGCUGCCUCUGCUGAAGAUGUGUUGUCAGUUGCCUGAUUUCUUGUCUGCAUUUGGGUGAAACUUGGCAACUCUGAGCUGCUGACUUUUGCUGUGGGGUUUUCCUGUAGUCUUCCCUGCCCUCUUAUUGCAGUUUGAAUCUGCAAUGAGCUAAAAUUAUCAUAUCAAAGUCUUUUGUUACUGACCUUGUAGGAUUUGGCACUUGGCAGUAAGUAUAUUGGUAUCCUGGCUAUCCUGGUAUUAAUCAGUAUUUUCAAAUAAUAUUCAAAUAUUACACUACAGCAGACAUCAUUGUUUGAUGUUUUGCCAAGGAAUCCAGCACAGAAACAUAUACAUAUCUGGAGACUACCUUCUCUGAAAUGCAUUCAGAUUGUUAGACAGGCCUGGGAAUCAUCAUACCCCCACUGAAAUUGCAGAAGUAGCUAUCUUGUUUGUCCUCUUUUGCUCAUGCGAUAGUGCAAGGUGGAACAGACGGCAGGGGAAGGGCACGGUGUCUCCACUGGUGGAGGUCUUUGAGAGCAGGAGAACCAGACUGUUGGAAACAAGUAGGUGUAGUUGGUGCUGGCUUCAGGGUAGGUUGGAUGAAUUUCACUGAUCUCCUGAGGUCCAUCUCAGCCCUAUUUAUUUUAUGACCCUAUGCUUUCAAGAUGAAGGCUUAUAGUAUAGCUCUUUAGCUUGGGUAUUUUUUUUUCAGACUUACAUUCCAUCAGUCUCUUUUCUUCCUACCCUGUUUCUCAGGCUCAUAGUCAAGUUGCCUCAGCUUUGGGAAGAGAGUUAGCAGAAACUUUCUUUAAAGAUGUGUUGGCUUGCAGAAGGAAGUAAGUUAUGUGUUUCCAAAUCUUUUUCUUUCUAUUUUUUUUCUCCUUUCUUACGCCUUUCAGGAGUGACCCAUGAAACUCAAGACUGUUCUUAUGCACACUGGUACUUAUUUAAGGCUGUUUUGAAAAUGAGGCUUGUUAGUAGUUGGAUUGAGCAAACAGGAAUCAGAACAUCUGGAUUCUGUUUUGUUUUGUCACUGACUCACUGUGUGACCCUGGGCAAAUAAUGUAACCUCUGUGCCUGAAUUUCCCCAUCUGUAAAUAAUAGGAAUAAUACCUACCUCACAAGGGGAGGGGUUGGGACAUAUAUAAUAGGUAUAAAGUCCUUUGAGAUCUUUGAGUGAGAGGCACUAUAGAUAUGUAGAAUUUUAAUCAUGUUCAAAUACGUAAAACACUCCUAGAUCUGGAGCAAGAACAGACUCCUGUCUGGAAGGAGGAAGUCACACAAAUAGGGUGUGCCUAUGCUCAGAGUUUUCUGUAUAAAGACUUAAAAGUGUGUCUGUGCCACUGCAGGUAUAUUCUACUGGCUGUAAUGAGAGCUUCAAUCUUCCCCAGGUUUGGCAUUAUAUAUAAGGGUUGUGGCCUUUAUGUGAGUGUAAUAGGGUAGUCUGCUUUAUUGCAGGCUACAGCAUGUCUGUUCACUGUGUUUGUACAGAUCUAUGCUUGUUUUGCUAAUCUGCUGAUAUUUGGUUGCAAAUAAGUCAUUUGAUAGUGCUGCCAAUGCAGUACUCAGCCUGUUGGGGCAGCCCAGCCUUGCUGUGAAGGCAGUAGGGCCGAAUACUUCCUGCAGCUGUCAGCACAGUGAACUUGUGUGUUUAGAUGUUUGUAACCUGAUUUUACAAACCAGCAUGUUUGUGGAGGAACUGCAUGUAAGGCUUUUUAGUUCUGCGUGAGGACUGAAACCAGCAUGUUCCCAUUAACCAAGUGCACCUUUUUUUUCAAGCAAUUACAAUAUGUUUUGUUUUGAAAGGUCACAUAUUUCUCGUUUAUCCCAUUCUAUGGAAAAUGCUUAAUGGCAGAAUUACUUUCUGCUGCCCUCCCUAUUAAAUGCUCCAGAGCUAGCCUUAAUGGUGCUACACUAGAUGUUGAAGCUGGAGAGCCUGUUGACUCUUUAGACAAGGUAUUAUGAUAAGGCAAGAUGGGAUUCAGAUACAUGAAGAAAACAUUUCUGACUAUUUUGGCAUUAUUGGUUUCUUAAGCAUCCUUUUGCUUUCCAUUUCUGAAAACUCAGUUUGUGAACCAGACACUAUCAAAAAGGCAAAACUCAUCCAACAGAUUGCUAAUUUUGAUUGUGCUAUAAAUCAACUUUAAUGUAAUCUCACUAAGAGGCUGUGUCAGAGGGAUUUAAAGGAGGAGAUGAAAAGAAUUUAUUUUUCGUAGUUUUCCUUAUAAUUUUAAAAAGUCUGGAACAAAACUGGAUCAGCUGUUCUGAAAUGUUACAUUUUCUAUCCAAAAGGUAUAAUUAUAAAUGUCAUAGGGAGUAUCAUCUGCUCUAUUCCAGGUAUCAGCUGGAAUAGCUCCAUUUGAACAGAAAUCUUUCAAAUCCAUUUACUUACAUGAAAUGGGAGGACACCUUUCUAGGUCACACCAUAUAACUGAUAUAACUCAGCCUGCUAACUUUGUAAUAUCUGGCCAGUUGAUUUCACCAAGUGAACUUGUAAGGUUUCUGUCAAAUUCCCAGGAAAGACAAAUGUAAAGGCAAGUUGUUCAGUCACCUCUUUUACUUAGGAAAGUUGAGGAUGAAGAAUUAAACCCACUUGCCCCUCUCCCCCUUUUAUAAAAUCACUUGGUGAAGGUGGUGUGUAGCUGAACUUUGAGAAGUACUUUGCUCCAGGGAGUAUCUUCCCUAAUGCCAAGUAGACAUUGCUACAUCAAAAAACUUGUAGGACAGGUGACAAGAGUCAAGGAUCCAGGUCAGGGUUACCAAACUAGAUACUGUUAUUACAAAGCUGCCAGACAGACUAGUUAGAAGCAUAUUGGUUGGUAUGUGUUUGUUUUGUGUAUUUUAUUUUUUUUAACCUUUCUUCGAUGCAAUUAUCAUCAUUGAAUCUAGCAUGUGAAUUAACCUGAGGAAGUCUUUGAGCAUCCACCCAUAACUGUCUUCCAGAGGCCAACCUGAGGUAUCAGGCAAGAGGAGUCAGUUGUGGAAACAAGGCUCCUGGCUUCAGUAGGUGGUGGGAUAUUCUCUGGCAGGCAGAGAGAGGGCUCUCAAGAGUCAGGUAUUUUACCUUAUGCAUUCUAAAAGUUUUUGCAGCCAGUGUCCUAAGGCCCAGAAACUGUGUGCAUGUUUAAGCUGGGUCAAAACCUCUCUCUAUGUCCAUCUGUCCCAUCCUGGCUUGAAUUCUCUGCUUUCUUAAUCUGUUGGGGUUUUUUCUUCCCAGUUGUGGGAGCUGAGGUGCUCCAAAUCUCCAAAGUGGUUGACUCUAGUCCAGUAGACAGUGAGGAGUUAUGAGCCUGCCAGUUCAGAAAUCUUUUUUUUCCUACUGGUUGCUAGUAUUUCCAUUUGUCAGGGAAACAAAAAUGUCAGAAUAUUGGUCAUUGACCUACCUUUAUAGUAGUAUUCUUGAAGAAGAUGGUGAAAAUCUAAAAAAAACAAAAAAAAAAAUUUAAUAAAUAUAUUGUUUCAUAAAUGUCUGAAUAAGUUGCACUUUUGUCUGAGAAAAUGAGAAAAAAAACAUGAAAGUUACUGAGCGGUCUAAAACAAUGACAAAAGAAUGGAAAAAAUAGGUUUAAAUACAAGCCUUACAAACAGGAAGAGGCAGUUUUUAAACUGAAUAGUAAUAAUGAGAUUGUCGCUGAUAAAAAAGUUUGUGGUUUAGAAAUAUAUUUGUAUUUUUGUUUAGUCAGCUGGCAGUGUGUUUCACUAAUUUAUGUAAUUGAUGUGCUCACUUAGGAAAUAGAAAGAAGUCUGUCAGCCCUUCAAAGUAUGCUAUCCUUGUAGCCUGUUUAGUUUUACUGUAAUUGGAAUAUAAUAUAGGUAUUGGGGAAAAGGCAACCAGUGCAAAAAAGGACAAAAUUUUUUAUACAUUUCUACUGGUUUCAUAGAAAUUGAGUGUGGGACAAGUAGAGAGAAGAACGCUUUUGUGUCAAAACUAAGGUGAUUAGAUAGUUGCAGAUUCUUUCCUAAUACUGUUGCUUCUUACAGACUGCACAGUGGUCUGUUUUACCAGCAAGUAGGUCUUAAUCUUCUCUCAGUCAUUUUCAGAGGUACAAAUGUAACUUUUAAUACACAUUUCCCCUCCAGUUUAUUAUUGCAAUGGGUUGAUAUUCAGUAUGGGGCAGAGAACCUUGGUGAAAAUACUCUUUUUGUAGUAGUUUUCUAACAAAACGAGUAUUUUUAAAGUGAUUUUUUUGUUAUUGAUGGGGAAAGACCUGUUCUGGUUUGGCAUGGUUUUAUGAUGAAAUAUUUUUCUGUACCUCUAGGAAUGCCUCCCACUUCAUAGCAUGCUGUUAUCUUAAGACAUUGUGGAUAAUACUGCAUAGAGAUGUUACUUCGAUAUGUCACAAAACUGGAUACCUCUCAUUCUGUUGAAGGUGAGGCAGUAAUGGUCAAGUAAAGAAAGGUCUUUGCCUUUGGAGUGUUUUGUUAAAUAAAACAUGACGGGAAAUCCUCGACCUUGAGUCACCUUUCUAUCUUGAGAUUAAUUUUUAUUUGAAACCUAAUUAAUCUCUGUGGGAUUAAUAUGGAAUUGAACCUACUCCUACAUCCCAAAAUUCAGUGAUAGCCUGUUAUUUUUGCAAGUAAUUUUAAGCUAAUGUAAAUAGGUUUAUUUCUUUAUGUUUUUUUGAAAUGUUUUUCUUUGGAAAACAUUUUUCUUGAUUUCUAACCUUUUCCAUGUGUUUUGGAGAGACUCUCAAGAACUCUUACCACCUCUAUGGUGAAUAAGAAGGGUUAUAUCUUGCAGUGUGAUUUAAGUUCUCCUUUUGGCUUUUUUUUUUUUUUUUUUUUUUUUUUUUUUUUUUUUUUUUUUUUUUUUUUUUUUUUUUUUUUUGUAUGAAAAAGACAUUUACAUUUGGAAAGAUUUCUGAUCCUUACCCUGUUACUGAAGAACAGUUUGUAUGUUUAGAAACACAGAAAAACAGUUUCUAUGUUUAGCAACAUAGAAAAACAGCUUCCAUGUUUAGAACUCAUUUCAGACUACAAUUUGGGUAAAACUGGACAUUAAAAGUGAGGGGAUAGACGUGUUAAAACAUAUUUGCAAACAAGCAAUAAAUAUGGCAAAUACAAGGACCAAUGUAUACUGUCACAGAGCGUAACUUUCAGACUUCAUGAGUCUUUGGUUGAUGGUAUACUUAAGGUAUCUAUAGGAAAAAACACCUUCUUAAGUUUUUUCUUAAGUUUACUGUUUUAAUACUAGAAUACAGUGGUUUGCACAGCCAGUUAAUAUGGUAGCUAGCCAGACAGAAAGGAUCUUUAACCAAAUUUGCUUUUUUUUUCUCUCUUAUUUUCAAUCCAGUUUUUGGGUUAAAUUUUACUUUUUGUCUUUUUUUGGUGUUUAACCGUCAAUGCAGUCUUAAGAAGAACCUAUUGUUAUUAACCUCCCUUUCACAGUUUCAUGAGGCAUUAUGGACAUGAAUCUGUGGGUUAUUCUGGUGCACCCCCUAUUGAAUGCAUUAGUAGCAAGUCAUGCUGCACUUAAAAUGUGCAUUUGCUUUUAGUUUUUCCCAUGCUUGGCUUUUUUUAACAGUUUUGCCACUGGUCAGAGAUGAACACAACUUCUGAAAUUACCUACAUAAACUUUUUUUUUACAUGACAAUAGUGACAGUAGUCACUCUCAGGCUAGGAGGUAUGUGCUUGAUUAACAAGUAACUUGCCACUGGUUACUGGGUAGUGGGUCUGAUGUAGAUACUGGAAUUAUUAUUGUUCCUUUUUAACAAGGACCUUCCAUUAUUUGCAACUGGAAACUCUUCAGCACUUCCUCAAUGUUUGUAUACAAGAAAUAUAUUUUAGCUCCUUUUGUACAUGAGUGAGAAAUCUUCCUUUUUCUAAUCAGGAACAUAAUUUUCCUACUGUGAAUGGCUUCUUGAGCUCUGUGGUUUUGUUUGUUAAUUUUCUGUUUGGGGAUAUUGUUUAUUUUGGGUUUGGUUUUUAAACCUCUCAAAUAUAUAUAUAUAUAUAUAUGUUUGUGUGUGUUAAGUGCAUCCUGUAUGCCGAGGUGCCUUCCAUCUCACAUAUCUCCUUGCUGGGGCCUGAGGUUGGUUUUUUGGAGGUACCUCCUAGUUGUAGCUUUCAGUACUUUCAGGCCAGAUACUAUCACUGGAAACAUUUUAUACCCUACCAUUUACACUCCUGUGUUGAGCCACACACUAUCACUGCCUCUCCCUAUUUCUCCAUUAGGGUUUUGGCUCCCUCCCAUCUUUGUUGUUUAUUUAUUCUUGUUGCCAUAGUAACAAGUAUAAGGCAGAAAACCAUACACAUUUCAGAUGUGCUUUGACCCAAAAGAUUUCCAUACUAAAAGCAUCAGAUACAAUUGGGUGAAGUGGAAGUGGAGGUUGGCAGGAAAUAACACAGUAAAUAACACAGGGAUACUGGCUACUUGGUACACUGUUGGCAUCGCUGUUAAGUUGGAUCCUAAAGAAGAAUUUGAGGAAUGUACAGUUACUUAAUUUGAUAGAAUGAUUUGGGUUGGAAGGGAACCUUAAAGGUCAUCUAGUUCCAAUCCCCCUGCUAUGGGCAGGGACACUUUCCACUAGAUUAGGUUACUUAAAGCCCCAUCCAACUUACCCAGUGUCUGGUUGGUUUGUUUUGUUUUAUCCUGAACUACCUCAUUUGUAGAGAUAGAACAGGCAGAAAGUCUAAGUUUUGGUAAGAAUUGCUCUAAGUGUGCAGUUAAGGUUGGAAUGAGAUGGGAAGGCAGAGGCAAACUUGUAUUUGGCUCUUUGACAUACAAAUUCCUGAUGGAAAAGUAAAACCAGCUAUUCAGUUGAUUAAGUUAAGAUUAUACUUGCUUUAGAUAUUUAUGUCUCCAAAAUAAACAAUGAAGACAAAGUGGGGCAUUUUUCAUGAUAGUUUCUAUUUUGUGGAAUAGUUGAUUGUCCAGAGACAAAAAGAGAUUUCAUAUUGGCCACUACUGCUUUUAGAAGUGAUAGGUUUUUUUUUUCAAAACAGAUUUUAUCUUUAAUAACUUAAUGUGCUCUUAAAGUGGAGCUGUACAUGAUCCUGAUAGUUUUCCUGUAUUUGCAGUAUUGUUUUCCUAGUGUAUCAGCUCCUAAUACAGUCCUUACUGUAUCUGAAUGCUAAUAAUGUGCAGGCAGCCCAAUAGAACUAAUAUUAAGGAACUGUGACAUAUUUUUAGUGUGCAGUGGAUUUAUUAACCCAGCUUUAAAUGGGUUACUGUUAGGCCUGUUGCUGAUGGAUCAGAUGGAUGCACGGCUAGAAAAAGGGAACUUAUAACAAAUCUGCAGGAGCAAUGCCAAUGUUGUAUUUGCUUAAAAUAAGCAAUUUGAAAAAUAAGCAUGGAGGGAGGCAGGGGGAAGGCCAUUCAUUAAUCAGAAAUACAUCUAUAUGUCCAUGCUCAAACUUUAGUUGCCAGGAUAGCUAGUGAGAAUCUACAUUGUGUUCAAUGUGGCUGAAACCUCAACAUUAAGACAAGAAUAAUUUAUUUUAUAUAUGCUAUUUCAGACUGAUUAACACUAUCUCCCAUUCUACCUUGAUUGUUUCAAUUCAGCUUUUUCUCCAAAACAGAUGUUGAGGUUGGAUAAAACUGGCCUUUUUGUCUUGGGGAGGCAUAUAGGUCUGAGAAAGAAGAAACAUGGCUUUAGCAAUGUCCUGAUCUUUUGUGUUUUGUGAUCUUGUCUGGGGAGGUUAUAAUGGUGCAGGUGGACAUGCUGGUGUUGUUUCAAGCUUCAUUAAUAAGAAUGCCACUAGCAGCAAUUAAGUUACAGAAUAAACCUGGCCUCUUAUUACUGUUUCGGAUAGCUAAGUUGCACACUGAGCUUUCUGAGUCUAACUAUAUCUGGAGGUGAACAGAACUUUUUCCUUAAAUUCUGCUGGAAUUUGUGAAUGUGGCCACUUCUCAACUUGGGCAAUUUGUUUUCUCCCAGGCCCAGUCAAUGUCACAAAAUCGGUUGUCACCCUCAACUUAUUGCCCAGAUACUCAUAGGAGGUUUGUUCUUUUGUCUUGCAUGCUUUAGUGAGCAGCUCUUACAAUGUCAAUGGGGUUAGCAUUUGUAUCUGAGCAGAGCAGCUAAUAUCUCUGAGCUGACUUUUCACACUGCAUCUCAAGCUCCAUCAGUUCUGCCAUUGCUCUAUUUUCAAGGUUAUCUUGACAACUGUAAUAUCCAGCCUAUAAAGAAUACAGCCACGGGGAGGAAAAAAAAUAGGUAAAAUAGAAAGCAUACGUAGGAGUGUUUGCCAGUUGAACUGGUUGAAUUUGGUCAGUGCUCUUGGCAGAGAGUAGGAUCCAUUCUUUUGCAACAUAGAUCUCUUUGGGGGAUGGCUUGGUUUGAGCUGCAGAUUUUACCUAGAUUCAUGUAAAAUUCUCAGACAUUGGUGCUCGUCAUGUUUGGCAAUUAUAAGACGAUACCACAUAAACCCAAGAGCAUCUAGUAAAAACAGCUUGUAUUUAAGGUAAUUAACUUUCAAGUUAAAAGGGAAGAGGCAUCAAUUCAGAAAGCUCUUCAUCACAUUCUUAAAUAUCACUGAAAUAAGUGGAAUGUAUUUGUGGGUCAAAAUGCACAUGACCCCAGCUGAGCAAAGGUCUUUUAUUCUGAAUUGGGGGAUUGUUGUGUAGAGACUGAGGGUGAAGGAUCAGGUCCUUACCUUGAUUGUCAGACUAAGAAGUUAGUUAAACUGAGGAAAAAGUUCCUCAACAAGUCCUUGGGUUUGAUUGCUGACUCUUGUGGCCUUUCCAUGGCUGCACAUGCCAUGUGUAUUUGACUGCUACUUCUAACCAUAAGCAGGGUAACUUUGAGAAUGUUUUCUGACAUGGGGUGAAGAACUUCUGCAUUAGCAGAUUGCUAGCUGUAAAGGGGCAGUAAGUGGUGAUUGGAGGCUGUGUGUGCAAAUGGCAGUUUAACCUGAGGUCUAUUCUCAAGUGUUUCUUCUCAUUUUACAAAUGCAUCCCUCAAAGCUGGUGGACAGACCUGACAAGUUCAGCAGUGAACAACAUCCACCACUUUUACUAGAGUUCUAGGAUUCUGUCUGUCAGCUGUCAGCACAGCACACUGUGCUGCUGUAUUUAAUUUCUUUGUCAUAAAUUCAGAACAAGCUGGAAAUAUCUAUGAUAUUUUGCCUGACUUAUGUUGAGAGAUUUAUAUGGAGUGAGCAGCCAACAGUGGUGGAAAAAUCAGGGAAAAUACCUGUGCUUUUAACAAUGUCUCUCCUGUGGCUUUGAAAGUCCAAGAAUUUCUCAGCCAGAGAAUGUAUUUCCUCCUUCUUUUUAUAAGCUACUUCUUUCUUUUGCCUUAUUAAUUGUGGAUCUGUUCCUGCUUCUAUUUCUAGCCAGAUGCAAAAAUUGGUGACCUGACUUUCCUAGGUGCAGUGUUGUAAAUCUGAAUAACCAGGUGAGUAGAUUUCUCUAGUGUAAGAUCAUGCCCUCAUGUCUGAUGCUUUGAGAUAUGGAAUAGUUCCUGCUUGUGUUGAAAUCACUUUGUGAAGGGUGUUGGGUACUUCAUAAGGAACUCCAAACUCUGUAGGACUGGGAUUCAUCUUCCAGCUCAAGUAUUUCAGUCUGGUUUUGGAGACCUCUGUAUGUCUUCCAUUUAUGGUGUUCAAAAGUCUGUUGCUAUGGAAGUAGCACCUGAAGGUAUGUUUUGCCUGAAGAACCUGCAAUGAAGAAGUUACAUUACCAAAUGGCAAUGUACCCCAGAAUUGAAUAAAAUAACAGAGGCCACCAAGUUUUUCUUGUUUGUGUGAUGAAAUGUUGUCAAAUUAAGUGAUUUGUUGGAGCCUUCCUUUAACUUCUGUACAGCAGUAAGCUUAGAGGAAAAGAAAAUUGCAUUAUUUUUAAAAAAGCUUUAUUUGUGACCCGGGCUUGUUGCCUCUGACCCUCUUGGGCUUAAAUGGUUAAAUUAUAUUAAUGUCCAGUUUGUUUCACUGUAGGUAACACAUCAACUGAAUACUCUUGUGCAUAAUCUACUGUAUCUUUCCUCUGUUCUGUGUCAAUGUAUUAUGUGUAUUUGGAUUACAGUUCUUUUUGCAUUAAAUUAUUUUAUGUUAUAGAACAAUAUUUAAGUGAAGCAAAGAGCUAAUGGAAGUUGUUGACGUUUUGGGAUUUCUUUUCUCUUUGCUCUUUUUUUGGAUGUACUGUAAAUUGUAAACCAAGGAUGCCAAGCAGGCUUGGUUCAAUGGCUAAAAUUAUUGUAUUACAGUGUAAUGCUGAUCUAGGCCUUGUCUCAACACUAGAGCACACAGACUUGAAUAAAACUGUUAUAAAAGCAA